This is a messenger RNA of Thrips palmi, 4901 nucleotides long. Its product is annotated as multidrug resistance-associated protein 4-like. Gene Ontology annotation, biological process: transmembrane transport. Lineage: Eukaryota; Metazoa; Arthropoda; Insecta; Thysanoptera; Thripidae. The record is from RefSeq and is a predicted model, not a curated record. Gene Ontology annotation, cellular component: membrane. Gene Ontology annotation, molecular function: ATP hydrolysis activity; ATP binding; ABC-type transporter activity. The transcript has 25 exons. The coding region runs from base 11 to 4177 and encodes 1388 amino acids.
CUUUCGGUCGAUGCGGUCGGCUCUGAGCGCCAGUCCGGCAGUCCGGGCCGAGAGAUGGCGUUGGUCCCGCUCCCGCCCGAGUACACACAGUUGCGAGUGCGCCGCUAGCGAGCGAGCCUGGCCGCGCACAACGAGGCCGAAACGCUGGAUUUAUCCCUUUUUCUGGAAGGGAUGGAAGAGAACACUGGAGGUAGAGGAUAUAUACGAUCCUCUCAAAGUAGACCAAUCAGUUGUUUUGGGGGACAAAUUAGCAGCUAAUUGGGAAUUGGAACUAUCUCGUCAAAAUGAAAAGUCAAGCCGACCCCCAAGCCUCAUCCGCAGUUUAUUGCGGACAUUUACCACUGACUUGAUUAUUCUAGCUAUUCCAAUGUUGAUAGAAAUUACUUUGAAUAUUACUCAAAGCAUUCUUCUUGGUAAGCUUUUAUCCCACUUCCGGCCUGUUCCGCUGGUUUCUAGAGAAGAUGCAAUGAUAUAUGCAGGUGCAAUGGUCCUAUGCACCCUCAUCUCCCUCGUUUGUCGGAAUACCUAUGAGCUGACAGCAUAUCAUACUGGGCUACGCAUUAGGGCAGCAUGCUGUUCCAUCAUUUAUCGCAAGGCUCUGAGAUUAAGUAGCAGUGCCAUGGGAGACAUGGCAUCGGGUCAAGUAGUGAAUUUACUCUCAAAUGAUGUCAGCCGGUUUGAUAUCAUGUCAAUAUUUUUUCAUUAUAUGUGGACAGCCCCACUUCUGACAGUAGUUAUUAUGGUGCUUUUUGUGAGAGAUGGAGGCUUACCAGCUCUAUGUGGAUUUUCAGUUAUUUUGUCAGUGACACUAGCUCAAUCAUACAUUGGUAAGCUGUCCUCCAAAUUUCGCCGUUACAUUGCCCUUCGAACUGACGAACGUGUUCGGCUGGUCAAUGAAGUUAUUUCUGGCAUCCAAGUAAUCAAGAUGUAUGCUUGGGAGAAACCAUUCAUUGCCCUCAUCAGAAUGGCAAGAGUGAAAGAACUUUUUGAGUUGAGAAAGACAGCAACAGUACGUGCAAUUUUCAUGACGGCCCAUUUGUGCACAACUCGGCUUUCUCUCUUUGUUUCUAUUUUAGCUGUUUCUAUGGUUGGAACAAGAAUUACUUCAGAUAAGGUUUUUGUUUUCCAUUCUUAUUAUAAUGUGAUAUCAUGGGCCUUAUCUGGAAUGUUUGUUCGUGGUUGUGCUGAACUUUCAGAAAGUUACACCUCUAUCCAGAGAAUUCAGAGUUUCUUGUUAAAAGAAGAAUUUACAUCUGUACCUAGUAUUGAAAAUAAAAAUGGUAAACAUGAGAACGAACCGAGCAAGAAAAAUGAAGAAACCAAGGCACUUUUGAAUGGUACAAAACCUGUUCCAUUCAUUGAACCUCUUGAUGAAAAUUGCCGAUUAAUGCUUGAUAAUGUGGAAGCAAAGUGGAAUCUGGAUUCACCCAAUCUGUCUCUUGAUAAAAUGAGUUUCAGUGUGGCAAAAGGACAGCUCCUUGCCAUCAUUGGUCCUGUUGGUGCAGGAAAGAGUUCUGUUCUUCAAUCUAUUCUGGGAGAGCUAAAACCACUUGAGGGUAAGGGAAGUGUGAAAAUUAAUGGAAAAAUAUCAUAUGCAAGCCAAGAUUCAUGGGUGUUUGCUGCAACAGUCCGACAAAAUAUUUUGUUUGGAUCUGCCUAUGACAAGAAACGGUAUGAAAAGGUUGUCAAAUCGUGUGCUUUGCUGAAGGAUUUUGAACAAUUUCCACAAGGUGAUUUUACCAUUAUUGGUGAGAGGGGUGUUUCACUUUCUGGUGGGCAGAAAGCUCGUAUCAAUCUUGCUAGGGCUGUUUAUCGAGAUGCAGAUAUUUAUUUAUUGGAUGACCCUUUGUCAGCUGUUGACACACAUGUUGGACAACAUCUAUUUGAUGAAUGCAUGCGUGGGAUACUGAGACAGAAGACAGUUGUCCUUGUUACUCAUCAAUUACAGUACUUGAAAGGAGCAGACCUCAUUCUUCUGAUUCAAAAUGGCCGCAGUGUGGCACUGGGCACAUAUCAGGAAAUUGUCAACACAGGAAUUGACUAUGCAAAGUUGUUAAAAGAAGAGGAAGACAAUGAUGAUAGCAAAUCUGAAGCGUCCAACACCAAUGAAUUGGUGCCGCAACAACUUUCUUUACGCCGGUCAACAUCUAGAGAAAGAAAGAAGUCAAAUGUGUCAUCUUUUACAUCCUCUUUAGUGAGCCUUCAUUCUCAAAAGUCAGAUGGCAAAGAAGAGCAGCCUCAGCAGCCCACUUCUCCCCUUGUUGACAAAAUGGAAGCAUCUUCCAAAGGAGUAGUAGAAGGAUCAGUUUAUUUGCACUACUUCAAAGCUAGUGGUUCUCUACUUUUGCUUUUAGUAGUCAUAUUCUUCUUUAUAUUAACUCAGAUAGCUGCUUCUGGCACAGAUUAUUGGGUAGCUUACUGGACAAAAAUUGAGGACAAUCGUCCUCGCUUGGAUGGGGAGUUCAAUAGCACCUAUCCUAAGGUGAACUACACUGCUGUUCCUAUGAAUAAUACUGCGUCUGAUGCAGUCAUGCCUCUAAUGGAUCUGAGCACUGAUUUAUGUGCAUACAUUUAUGCUGGAUUGGCCUUUUCGACACUUUUUAUAUGUGUAAUCCGAUCAGCUGUAUAUUAUUACUUGGUUCUCCGAAUAUCACAACGACUCCAUGACUUCAUGUUUUCUUCUGUUAUUGCUGCUCCAAUGAGAUUUUUUGAUACCAACCCAUCAGGUCGCAUUUUGAAUCGAUUUGCAAAAGAUAUGGGGUCAGUAGAUGAGAUUUUACCUAAAAUUAUUUUAGAUUCUUCACAGGUAAUCUUGAACUUGGCUGGAUCAUUUACUCUGACAGUCAUAACAAAUUAUUUUCUAUUGAUCCCUCUAUCAGUAAUGUUUGUUAUACUUCGCUGCCUUCAAAAGUUUUAUUUGAAGACUUCUAAGGAUGUUAAGCGUAUUGAGGGCAUGGUGCGCAGCCCUGUGUUUUCGCAUUUAAAUGUUUCCUUGCAAGGCAUGGUCACCAUCAGAGCAUUUGGGGCUCAAAGGUUACUGAAAGAAGAAUUUGAUAAACACCAAGAUCUUCAUAGUGGAGCCUGGUUCAUGCACUUGGCUGGGAGUUCAGCCUUCUCUUUCCUCUUAGAAUUCACCACACUCUGUUACAACAUGAUUGUAUUAAUAAGCCUCUUUGCUUAUACACAGGAGAGUUCUGGCGGUGAAGUGGGGCUUGCCAUCACACAGUGCAUGAGUCUACUGGGCAUGCUGCAGUGGGGCAUUCGGCAGUCAACUGAGGUGGCAAAUAAUAUGAUGGCAACGGAGAGAAUUAUAGAAUAUGUUCAGCUUCCACCUGAGCAAAAGGCAUUGGCUAAGGAAAGCAAAUUAGCUGUAGAUUGGCCACAGAAGGGAUGUGUGAAACUCGACCAUGUAUACUUGAAGUAUUCUGAUGAUGAAGAUCCUGUUCUUCGUGAUCUCAACAUUACGAUUCAGCCAGGAGAAAAGGUUGGCAUCGUGGGUCGCACUGGUGCUGGGAAGUCAUCAUUGAUUGCAACGCUUUUUAGAAUGGCUGUUGUGGAAGGCCAUGUUGUCAUUGAUGAUGUUGACACUGGUAAUGUAACUCUGACUAAAUUACGGUCAUCUAUAUCCAUAAUUCCUCAAGAUCCCGUCUUAUUCUCUGGAACCAUGCGUUACAACCUUGAUCCAUUUAAUGAAUACAAGGAUGAAAAGCUUUGGCAGGCUCUAGACGAGGUUGAAUUGAAAGAUGUCUUAUCAUCGGAGCUCGGGCUCAACUCCAGAGUUCUUGAACGUGGCAGCAAUUUCAGUGUUGGUCAGCGUCAGCUGGUUUGUUUAGCAAGGGCCAUUCUCCGUGCCAAUAAAAUCUUGAUGAUGGAUGAAGCAACAGCAAAUGUUGAUCCACAAACUGACAAACUUAUUCAAACAACAAUUCGAGAAAAGUUCAAGGCUUGCACUGUUCUCACUGUGGCUCAUCGUCUAAAUACCGUCAUAGAUUCUGAUCGAGUUUUGGUGAUGGACAGUGGCUCCGUUGUUGAAUUUGACCAUCCACACAAACUACUUGAGAGACCUGGAGGAGUAUUCACAGGCAUGAUCAACCAAUUGGAGGGACAUGGUGCUGAGCAGCUUAAGCAGACAGCCAAGCAGCACUACAAGAAUCAUCAUGCACCAGCGGAAAACUAAAGGAUACUUUUCCCAAGCAGUCCACUGGUUCAGGCUGGUCACCUAGGCGGCUCUACUGAUGUAUUUGGUGGGUUGACAAGCACUCAAGGGGCAGAAUUAAUUGUCCCACUCGUGUGCCGCUCUAUUCCAGUAUUAUGAAAAAAAAAAUUAUUUUUAAGCUACCUCAUGCCUUAAAAAAUCUAAAUAUUUUUUUAAAAUAUCUGUGAGCUUGUGUUGACUUUUGUCAACUUGGUGGUUUAGACAUGUGAUAAUUAUUUGAUAUUGAAUGGUCCAAAAUGUGCUAAGUUAAUUUAGCACCACAAUGACUUACUGUACUGUGCUUAAUGGCCUUGCAAAAUUGUGAUAAUAUAUUUUUGAGUCUGUAAUAGUAGAAGAAAAAAUAUAUUUGCUAUGUAACCCUGUUUUGUAAACUGUUUCCCCAUCAGUUAAAUUUAGAAAUGAAGAUGGGCUAUUCAGUAUUUUUGUCAAUUUCAUAUUCAUAUAGUCUAUUUUGUAAUAUGUAAGUGUUCUUUCAAUCACUUGUUGAGAAAUCUGUGAUUAAAUUUAUUUUAUUACCAGUUUACUCCACAAGAGGGGAAUCAUUUUCUUGUUACUUUAGUUAUAUUCCUAGUUGUACUGAAUCUUUGAGGGUAAAUACUUUGUAAUCUCAGUGUGCUGCUGACACAAAUUUCUGAAAUCUUACGAUGCCGUUACUUAAAAUAAAUAAUUGAAGCUCAAUUGAAAA